UAUCAAAAAAUUCAAAAAGUUUACCAUCAAGGACAAUGAGUUCAUCAAUCAAAAGAUUUCAAGCCGCAUUUAAAAUUUAUUCAUUCAUAAAGCAUCAUAUAGAAAAGAGAAAAACUUUGAAAAUCAUUUCAUAUCUCUCAAAACUUCGUUCAAUGCAAAAUCAACUUUUAUUAUUAAAAUCAAUUAAUUUAAAAGGUAAUCUUACUUUUGAAUCAAAUAACAAUCAGGUUUUACCUAUUUCUGUUGAUAAUAAAGCAUUUUUAAUUUAUAAAGAAUCUAUUUUAAAGAUUCUUAAUAAAUUAAAUAAUGAUUUUUCUGAUGAAUAUUAUUUGGUGAGAGAGAGAAAAUUUUCUAUAAUAAAUACUGUAAAUAUUAUGUUAAGUGAAUUAGACAAUUUUCGUGUUCUACAAUAUAAAAAUUUCAUUAAAAACAUUGAAAAACAACACAGACAAGUCGAUGACGAUUUUGUAAUUAUAAAUAGAAUAUAAAAAAAUUGUUUUUUUUUUAUUUAUAAUAUUUUUAUUUUAUUUUAUUUUAUUUU
Messenger RNA from Rhizophagus irregularis DAOM 181602=DAOM 197198, 541 nucleotides. RefSeq lists its product as uncharacterized. The record is from RefSeq and is a predicted model, not a curated record. Lineage: Eukaryota; Fungi; Glomeromycota; Glomeromycetes; Glomerales; Glomeraceae.